Messenger RNA from Malania oleifera, 1590 nucleotides. RefSeq lists its product as uncharacterized. Gene Ontology annotation, molecular function: rRNA N-glycosylase activity. Gene Ontology annotation, biological process: negative regulation of translation. The transcript has a single exon. NCBI's taxonomy places the organism in Eukaryota, Viridiplantae, Streptophyta, Magnoliopsida, Santalales, Ximeniaceae. The record is from RefSeq and is a predicted model, not a curated record. Bases 1 to 1590 code for a protein of 529 amino acids.
AUGGCAAACCCAGACUUCACAGAGGAGCUCGACUUGUCGGAAGCUCCCCCCGCCGGCGAGGACUGGGUGUCUUACCGCAACUUUAUUGACCGGAUUCGCCAGCAACUGAGAACCAGAGGGCAACAGCCCGUGCACGGUCUUCCCGUGCUCCCCCGGGAAGAACGCAGACCGACCGGAUGGUUCGACGUGCUACUGCGCACCAGACGAGAUUAUGCCGUCCGGUUCAGGAUGCGAAUCGACAACCUCUACCUGGUCGGGUUCAGGGUCGAACAGGGGCCUAAUCCUCGAUGGUUCGAGUUCAACCGCCAACGCUGGCCUCGCCGCCUCAUCGCCGGGUCCGCCAACCUGGGCUUCGGCGACAGCUACCCGGCACUGCUGCACGAAUGUGCUGAAGACUGCGCACCGAAUUGGCGUUGGGAGAACAUGAGGGUCGGCCGGCAGGACCUCUUGAACGCCGUCGAGCGUCUAGGUACCGCCGAUCAGCCUUCUCAGAGGGCGCAGUCUCUGCUCCCCGCGAUCCUAAUGAUCAACGAAGCAAUUAGACUUAACGACAUCAAACACUUCUUCGUCAGACACCACGGCGAGUCAUUAUCGGCCCCAAUUCAAUUUCUAAAUCUUGCGCGACUUUGGGGAAACCUCUCCGAGCGAUUGCUGCGCACUUCUCCUGAUGAUACCUCCAGCUUUCACUUUCCUCCCAACGAUUUCGGAAUCCAAACCUUUUUGCAAGCGGUCGCCGCAAUCGCCAUCAUCAAGUAUCGCAUCUUCUUCUCAACAUCCCAUUCGCACAGGAGGUUCCCGCGCAGCGCCGACACCGGUUAUGGACAACCAUUGGUGGAGGUUUUCUCGGUGCGCAUCAACGAUGAUACCGGCGGAGAGAUCCAUCUCUACGGCUUUAUCACGGCAACCGAUGGACUGACUUGUCAAUACAUGUACAAUCGAAGAAGGGUGGAGCCGGAGCAAAUUUAUACAGGCGAUACUAUUUUGUUGACUGGCCCGGCUCGACCCAUCUCUGCCUCCGACAGCUUCGCCAUCAACUUCGAUCUCAUGGAUGAAAACAGGGUUUCUCCAAAUGAUGGAGUAGCCUUCGGGCAACUGUUGUGGAAUGUUUUCUCGACGGAGAGUAUCGUGUUUGACGAACCCUUGUCGGAGACCAUUGAUGGCAGGAAUGGCUCGAUGACGUUGAACUAUGUUGCAAUGAGCGAUGCUGUGCAAGCUAGCAUAGAGAUUACACUCACGGAUAUUAGAGAUGGGAGAAAUCUUGCUGAAGUUUAUGGAAAAAUUACUGCUUCCAGUGAUAAGUUCGCGAAUAAAAGCAGUAUGCUCUUUUGGAGAACAUCUGAUGAUGACGACAUCGAAGGAACUAGACGUGGGCAUCUCAUUUCGCUAUUGAGAUCGGCAGUCGCCGUGCCAUUGGGCUCCUCGCUUAUAGUUACUGCAGAACUGUUCAAUCGCGACAGAGAGACUGGUUCUAAUCAUGAGAUUGCCAAUGGUUCUAAAUCAUUCGCUGCUUCUCUCUGGGGCACAAACACAAAAGUUAUUUCUGGAGCAUCUGGUCAAAUUCAAGUGAAGGUCACAUGGAUAAAUAUGUAA